UGGGGUUAGUUGGAUUCUCAUUUUAUAAUAUAAACAGUAUUGAAAAUUGGAGUGUACCUUCUUUGAUAUUACAACUGAAGUUCCCGUAAAUUAAACAGCUGAUUGGAUCAAUUAUUUGUAUAAAAAAAGAAAAACAACGAAAUAUAUGAAUAAGUAAUACAUCAACAAAACAGUGAGUUUUAUUUUCAUAGCUACUUUGACAUGGAGAAUAAUCGGCAAACAACUCGAAAUUCUGUCAAUACAGAAUUAACAUCAACUCAAAUUAAUGCUGUUGAAGAUAUGGUAGUUGUACCAUCUAGUUCGCAGGCAGAAGAUACUUCCUCUAUGGCUACUUCUGAGGUAACAAAUAAUAUUCAAACGCCUUUAAUCAUCAAUGGUGCUGGUAUGCAUUUAGAAAGACCAAGGGUGAUACUAGUCGCUAAUUCAAUAAUAAGACACUGCUCUCCUCAAUUGGUACACAUCAUAAACCCAAAUCCUCAUGUGCAUAUAGGAGAAGAAGAUGUAAACAACACUUUCCAUCGCCGUUGUAUUGAACUGAAAUAUGAACUUUUGAAACGAAAAUUAAAUUUAUUAAAACUCAAAAGAGACGGUCUAGCUAAACAAUUCGAUACAAGAAUGAAACUUCUCAAAACUCGUAUUUAUUUUGAGAAAAAGAAACUAUAUAUAUUUCGUAAAAAAUAUAGGUGUUAAUUUUUUUUAAACAUUUUUCAAGUUUAUAAAAAAGGAUCAUUGAGGAAAGAAAAUUUUCUUAUAAUUUCGAAUAAAUAUUACUUCAGACUUUCCUAUAAAAUUCUCCAUAUCAUUUAACGACUACUAUUGUAUGUUGAAUCGUUUUCUGUAACCUUUGACACUAUGGGAUUGUUUUAAAAUAUAUACAGGGUGGUCUAGAAUUGAUGUUUAUUAACUUAUAGAGCUGCGAGUACUUUUUCAUUUAUUUAUUUCUAAAUCUCUAAUAUAUCAUUCUCUUUUUGAAUGUCAGGAUUGUGGUAAAAUUAAUUGCUGUAUUCUAUAGUUCGAUAUAGAAUGAGUAUUAAAAAUCAAAGAAACAUGGAGGUUUUAGAUAUUAAUUUAUUAUAUCUUCAUAUUGUACUUCCCUUUGAAAACAUUCAGAAAAAUCGGUAUUUUUGUAUAAAAAGGGUCUAAUAGUUAGUCUUUCAUCUAAAAAAACUGUUCAUAUUUAAUUUUCCCACAAUUGGUGGCGGAUAGUGAAAUUGCACAUUCCCAAAUUUGAUUCUAUCUCCCAUUGGAAAACAGUAUUUUAGCCCAGUUUGAUACACAUUUUCAUUGUUUAAUUAACAAUAAUUUGAAGUAUUUAAAUUUUAAUAUGUGAAAGUAAUGAAAAAUGCCUACAAACUAAAGAUUUUAUAACAUUUUUUUGAAAUUCUAUUUAUAAAUAUUUUCGUUCCCAUGUCGACGUACAUAAGUAACACCAUAAUUAGGAUACAUGUUCAAGUGAAUUCUUCUUCUCAGAUUUUGAUUUUUCCCUUUUCCGGAGAAAUUGCAUUUGACAGCAGUUUGAGCGUUUCACUGUCUUUCAUAAAGAAUUAGAAAAAGCUAAAAUGUCACCAAAAAAGUUCUAGCUUUUGAGCUUAGACUUUUUCCAUCUUUUUUUUAUAAUUUUAUGAGACUUGUUUAAAUCAUUUUUCUAUUUUUCUACUACUUCCUGGAUUCCACUGUAGCAUUGACAAAGAUUAGGUCCUUUUCGACUUCUUUUAACCAUUUUUCUCCAUCUUCUUUUAACCACUUUUCUCUUCGUCUUGUUUCAACCACUUUCCUCUUCGUCUUCUUUCAACCGUUUUUCUUUUAUCUCCUGGAUCUCAUUUUAGCAAUAACAAGUAUUAGACCCUUCUUUACUUGUUUUAGUUCUAAAAAUACAUGUACAUAAUUUUGGACAAGAUUGUAUGUAUAUAAAUUUUCUACAAGAAAUUCAUUGAAAUGAAAACGAUGAAAAGCAUCAAAAUACUUCAUUUAUAUUCUUGUGUCAAUUUUUAUGAUUUCAUCAUGGUUUUUCUUCGUUCUGUUCAUUCUUCUUCUUUAUCGGCAAUCUGUCAGCAGCAAUGCAAAAGAAUUGAAGGAAAUUUUUAUUGAACCAGGUUCGCAUCAUCUUCCUGCGCCUCUUUUCCCAAAUAUUUUGCUUUGUAGGAUGGCUUGGAUCGAUGCAUAUUAUCUGGAUUCAUUUCCCAUUAUGUGGCUGAAGUAGUUUGCGAAUUUCUAUCGUUAUCAUCACUUAUUUUUCCAAUCUUCUGAGGACUUCUUCAUUUGUUACUUGGACAGUUCAGUUCUUGACUAUUUGUGAGAGGGAUUGGGAUUCUUGAAGAAGGCACUCACCUAUUUUCUAUAUAUUUUUCACAUUUUCAUUUUUAAAUGAAUAAUCUUACUAUUCUUAAGGUGUGUAUCUUUCAGAUACAGUCAAUAUAAGCUGCAGUUUCGCUAGUCUAUAUUUCACAAUCAGUUUUCAUAUUUCAUUAUUCAUAAUAAAUUUUUACAAUUGAACAAUUCACAAAAUAUGUAUUUCCAAUUCUGUAAGCUAUAUAUCUAUAUCAAAUUUUCAAGAUAUAAUGUUUUUGUCAAUAAUAACCUUCAGCUCGAAAUUCCAUUAAGACAACUUACCAUUAAGACUUAAGACCAUUAGCUUAGAAAUUAAUUGAAAAGAAGCAGUUCCAAUGUAGAAAUCAUUUUCCAAUUUUUCAGACACACCUCGUAUAUCUACAUAUACAGGAAACUGGAGAAAUAUUUAAAAGAUGUAUGUUUUUUUCAAACUGUAUUUCAAAAUUUUCGAAACUUAUUAAUAAUAGCAAGAAUUUUCAUAUUUUGACUUUGAUUUGUUAAAACCUACAUUAUGUAGCUAUAAUACUUGAUUCAAUUACCUUUGUUACGCUAGUAUUUAGUUAAAAAGUUUUCAGUUUUAUCUGAAAUUGAUUAUUACUUUUUAUUUCAUACACAUUCCAAAUAAAUAUUAUUUUAAUAAUAAUAAAUUUAUUUAUAAUAAGUAAUAAGUCAAGUACUUAUUUAAAUUGUUGGAUUCUCAUCAACAAUAAAAGUUCUGAAAAUAUUUUGUGCAAACACGUUAGACUGUAUCAAUUGAAUUUAUUUAUUGAAAUGUAAGAGUUUUUUUAUAUAAAUAAAGAGAUGAAUGUAUGUUUUGUUUGAAUA
Molecule: messenger RNA, 3153 nt
Organism: Diorhabda sublineata
Lineage: Eukaryota; Metazoa; Arthropoda; Insecta; Coleoptera; Chrysomelidae
Exons: 5
Coding region: 202-690 (162 amino acids)
Source: RefSeq, a predicted model, not a curated record